AUGCAGGGUCUGAGAUGUGCACUUGGCACGCAGAUCGUCGUCGCUGGCCCAUGGCUCCAGGGCGAGGUGUACUACUACUACUACUACUACUACUACUACUACUACUACUACUACUCCUACUACUGCAACAAGAACCCUUUGAUCAUCAAUCUGAAAUUGACCCUAUCGAGUGAACAACAAGCGAUAUCCCAUAGGGCGAUAUCCACAUUUCCGCAGUCACGAAGGCUUAGCUUUGCGCGGUGGAAUAGGGAGGGGGAGGCCGCUCCGUUUCUCUCCUAA
Messenger RNA from Penicillium diatomitis, 279 nucleotides. RefSeq lists its product as uncharacterized. The transcript is spliced from 2 exons. NCBI's taxonomy places the organism in Eukaryota, Fungi, Ascomycota, Eurotiomycetes, Eurotiales, Aspergillaceae. The coding region runs from base 1 to 279 and encodes 92 amino acids. The record is from RefSeq and is a predicted model, not a curated record.